UCAAGAGUACAAAGUCUAGCGCAGCUCAAACAGAACAGUUACAUUGUUUGUGUGUUUUAUUUUAUCUAGCUAUUCUUGAAUUAGGAAGCAACAGUGUACUUGAACGUGGAGUGUUUAAACAGAAAUAAGACAGUGUUAUAGAACCAGAUUUUAAAGAGUUUAAUUUUUCUUCGCCAAGGUAAAAAAUGAAGAUUUACGUUGCUGCUAUUACAAUCGCUUUGAUUGCUCUUGCCGCUACCGAACCACCAGCUCCACGUAACGGUUUCACUUCUUCAUCGAGUAACUAUCUACCUCCCAACCAAUCAUUCAAUGGGAAUAAUGGUUACAACUAUAACUCAAACGACAAUGGUUACAACUACCCCUCCUCGUCAAAUGGGGAAAAUUAUCCAGCAACAUCGCAGCAGUACGGACCGCCUUUGGGAAAUGACGGGAACGGCGGAUACAACUACGAAGAUGCUAACUCACAACCUGCCAAAUACUCAUUCGAGUACAACGUACAAGACUUUAUCUCCGGUAACGACUUUGGACACAUGGAAUCCCGUGAUGGUGACCGAACCGUUGGACGCUACUUUGUUCUUCUUCCCGACGGUCGCAAGCAAGUUGUGAACUAUGAAGCCGACCAAAAUGGAUACCGGCCAACAAUCACGUAUGAGGAUAUCGGUACUGGAAACGGAGCUAAUUCAAAUAACGGAGCAUAUGAAGGGAAUGGACAGUUCAAUGGCUAUCAGUAACCUUUUGAGCUAAUUCAAAUAACGGAUCAUAUGAAGGGAACAAACAGUUCAAUAGCUUUUAGGAGCCUUGGACCGAUUGCAAUGACACUGAUCCAUUAGAUAUUGAAGAUAUUUCAUGAAAACGCUUGCAACGCACUGUAGCUAUACGAAUUUACCAGAUGGAUUAAACACUUGUCAAAAUAUUGUACUUCCCAUUUCACGUUGCAUUAGUAAUGGAGACUCCAGUCAUCAUUCUAGCAAUAGCCUCCAUUUAAUAACAAACAUACACAGUGUGUGUAAUCCAUACAAGCACAAAUCUACGAUCUGACGCUUCGAAUACUUAUAACACAUUUUUGAUCAAAGCCAAAUUUGAUCUAGCAGCAGAUAGGGCAGUAGAUGAAUCA
Messenger RNA from Anopheles merus, 1114 nucleotides. RefSeq names its product pro-resilin-like. The record is from RefSeq and is a predicted model, not a curated record. NCBI's taxonomy places the organism in Eukaryota, Metazoa, Arthropoda, Insecta, Diptera, Culicidae. The coding region runs from base 186 to 731 and encodes 181 amino acids. Gene Ontology annotation, cellular component: extracellular matrix. The transcript has 3 exons.